Messenger RNA from Pseudoliparis swirei, 3878 nucleotides. RefSeq names its product major facilitator superfamily domain containing 14Bb (gene slc71a2b). The coding region runs from base 244 to 1659 and encodes 471 amino acids. Lineage: Eukaryota; Metazoa; Chordata; Actinopteri; Perciformes; Liparidae. Gene Ontology annotation, cellular component: membrane. The transcript is spliced from 12 exons. Gene Ontology annotation, molecular function: transmembrane transporter activity. The record is from RefSeq and is a predicted model, not a curated record. Gene Ontology annotation, biological process: transmembrane transport.
GGCGGCGUUUAUAUCAGACCAACCCGAGACGACAGCGCGACACCGGGGAGUUCCGGUAGAUAAAACACAGCGACCAACUGUUACGUUACAUUUAGAGGGGUAAAAGCCGCCGAAGCGUCACGGGUGUAUUUUGUUGUAACCGCCGUUUUAACGUCCAUGAAAGCGGAGACGCUCUAGCAGCGGGACACUCUGGAAGGGACGGAGAUACCCCGGGAGGAUGUCGAGCGACGAACAUGUCAACCGAUGAGCUGCGAGGCCAAAGAAGACGUCAUGUCGCUCCGCAGCUCGAGCGGCCGAGCCACAGUGACUCACGCGGUGGUGGUGAUCUUCCUGGAGUUCUUCGCCUGGGGGCUGCUGACCACGCCCAUGCUGACGGUCCUCCAUGAGACGUUUCCUCAGCACACCUUCCUGAUGAACGGCCUAGUGCACGGAGUCAAGGGCUUCCUGUCGUUCCUGUCGGCUCCUCUGAUUGGUGCUCUGUCGGACAUCUGGGGCAGGAAGUCCUUCCUCCUCAUGACGGUGUUCUUCACCUGCGCCCCCAUCCCCUUCAUGAGGAUCAGCCCCUGGUGGUACUUCGCUAUGAUCUCCAUCUCUGGGAUCUUCGCCGUGACCUUCUCAGUGAUCUUCGCCUACGUGGCCGACAUCACGGAGGAGCACGAGAGGAGCACCGCCUACGGACUGGUCUCGGCGACCUUCGCGGCCAGCUUGGUGACGAGCCCGGCUAUCGGCGCCUACCUGUCGGCGCAGUACGGCGACAGCCUGGUGGUGCUGGUUGCCACGGUGAUCGCCGUGGCCGACAUCGCCUUUGUGUUCUUCGUGGUUCCCGAGUCGCUGCCGGACAAGAUGAGGCUCACGUCCUGGGGCUUCCCCAUCUCCUGGGAGCAGGCCGACCCGUUCGCCUCUCUGCGCCGCGUGGGCAAAGACACCACGGUGCUGCUCAUCUGUGUCACCGUGUUCUUGUCCUACCUGCCGGAGGCGGGGCAGUACUCGAGCUUCUUCCUCUACCUGAAACAGGUGAUUAACUUUUCUCCGGCAGCCAUCGCUGCCUUCAUUGCCAUGGUGGGCGUCCUCUCCAUUAUCGCUCAGACUCUGUUCCUCAGUGUUCUCAUGAGAACCAUUGGGAACAAGAACACGGUUCUCCUGGGUCUGGGCUUCCAGCUCUUCCAGCUGGCCUGGUACGGCUUUGGCUCCGAGCCGUGGAUGAUGUGGGCAGCUGGGACAGUAGCAGCCAUGUCCUCCAUCACCUUCCCAGCUGUCUCUGCUCUGGUGUCACACAGCGCAUCAGCUGACCAGCAAGGUGUGGCCCAGGGGAUGAUCACAGGUAUCAGAGGUCUCUGUAAUGGUUUGGGUCCGGCUCUCUACGGGUUCAUCUUCUUCCUCUUCAAUGUGGAGCUGAACGACCUGCAUCCGGAAGAAAAGACUCAGAGAACAGAGAAGGCGCUGAUCCCGGGCCCCCCCUUCCUUUUCGGGGCGUGUGCCGUGCUAUUCGCUCUCCUGGUCGCCGUCUUCAUCCCUGAUCACCGCCGAUUGGCCGACGCCAAGACCUGCAAGUCCGGCAGCCCCGCCGCCGCCACACAAGCUCAGGGCGCCGGCCCUCUGGCCACGCCCACCAGCGACGCGGAGGACAUCGAACCGCUCCUGCAGGACAGCAGCAUGUGACUUGAGGGCCCGACACCCCACGGCCAAUCGCAUCGCUGUCUGCGCGGCCUACUAGCCCCGCCUCCUCUUUCAGAAUAAACCGGGUUUAGCUCUUUUAUUUUUUUAUUUCCUCGAGUCGGAUCGCCAGGCGACAAGACCUCAGACGAGCUUCACCUGGAGAUCAAUCCACUUAUACGUUUAUGUUUAUUACUUUUAAAGUAUUAAAUGUCCAACCAGAAUAAUUAACCCUUAAUUCUGUAAUUCACUAAUAUUAUUAUUAUUAUUAUUAUACUAUUUGUAGACUCCACAGUUCUCUCGUUUCAUGAAAGAAAGUUUGAUUAUAAAAUACAAAUAUAUAAACUUAUGAAUCGCUUAAUUAAAAAUUGCACCUAACUCCACCCGUCAGGUGUGCUGAAGUCAGGGCAUCAAGCGCUCCUCGAUGGGUUCUCCUCACCCCCCCACCCCUUGGUGUCAGGGGUCAGAGCUGCUCGGCAUUGUGGGAUACCACGGCGUGCUCCACAUCACUGGACUGUAGUGCCGGAUCUUUGUUUUUUUUCUUCUUUUUUUUUCUCUGGGCUGAGUGGAUAUCUGGUUUACCUGACAUGGUGUGUUUCACGAGGAACCCAAAGGACUGAAUCCUGCCCUCUGAUUGGUUGUUUGUCCAGAACCAAACGGUGCCAUGUUUUUAUUUUCACUAUUUACUCAUGACUCCGUUCAGGGACCUCAGUGCAUGCUGGGAGCAGCGUGCUUUCUUUUUUUCUUCGAGACGACCCGUCGGUCUGCAGAGACUUGAAACCUGUGUGGUGCGUUCAAGGACACUCUGACGUCCAAGAACCCAAAAGCAACGUAUUUGCGUCUUCUGAGUGACAGUAUGUCCCUGAAUGCACCAUCAAAGAGUCUCUAAUAGAAAUGUUACUGUGUCUGUUAUAAUGGAACAUAUGCUGCAUUCUAGGUCCAUCUCUUCUGUGGAAAAUCCUAGUUUCUGACGGAGGAAGGCGUUACAGAAGUGUUACUGAACGAUGUCGGCCUUGUUUUCACUUCGUCUAGCUGACUCUUUUUUCGUUUCUUCUCCAUCGUUCCCUGAAUGCAGCAACAGAAUGAUGAUGAUGAAGAGGAAGAUGUAGCUUCAUGGAGCACAAUCACAUUUUUAUUAUUAUUAUUUUUCACGUCACCCUUAGCUUCUCACACCAAACAUUUAAUCUAACAAUGUUGUCGCAUCUUUAACGAUGAUGUCACAUCUUUAACUAUUAUGUCACAUCUUUAAUGAUGAUGUCACAGACAGACCUGCAGUAUAUUUUUCUAGUCAGGAGUGGUGACUCCAUAUCCCAGAAUGCACCAGUGUUAUUAACGACAGUCCUGUUUGUUCUUUGUGUUGCUGCUGCUUUUAAGUCCCGUUGGAAAUGUCAGCGCCGCUCCAGGCGACGCUUGGCGUUUCAACCAUUUUAGAAAACCACUGAAGAAGAAUUCAACCGAUCGAUAAGUUCAGAGGUCGAUCUUUUAAUAAUAUAAUUAUUGAUUAUCACAUAAUUAUUAUAUAACUUGUUUUAGUAAAAGCUCAAGAGGAACAAGACAUCAGACAUUAAAGAUAUUCACAGAUGCAAGUUAUAGAUUUGUUUCAUUUAAACAUAAUCUAUAAACUAUUUUUUGUAAAGUGUAAAUAUUGAACUGAGGCUUUUUGUUAAAACCAAAAAUAUGUCAACAUUUAUACAUAACAUGAAUUAAUUAGAGAUAUUUUCCUUUUUUAAAUUCGUUAAAUAAAUUCUGACAAUCUGUAAAGUAUUGGAGUCAUUUUCAGAUUCAUAAAUGUUUUCUUUGAAUAUAUUUUGGUUUCCUUGUUUUUUUUUGCUCUUCAUCAUCUUCUUCACAAAGUUCUUGAUCAAAUCUGAACUUCACGUCGUCGUCUAGAUUCAGAAAGUUGGAGAAGCUCAAUUUUCCAACAGGCCCUGAAGAGAACAUGGUGAUGAUGAUGAAGAUUAGAUCAGAAACCUGUGCAGUCGAACAUUCCUUCCUCUUCUCCUCUUCCUCCAUCUCUUCCCCCAUCUCCUCCCUCUCUCUUCUCCUCUUCCUCCUCGUAGCUGCUCUGUAUUUCUCUGAUUUCGUGCCUCUGAUUUUCUUCAUAUCUGUUUUAUAGGAUCAAAGAAUGGUUUGUUUUUGUUAUAUUUUAUCUUAAGAACAUAAUUUUAAUAUCUAUAAUAAAAAUGAUAAUGAUGAUAAUAAAGAGAAAUGUAUUAAAUUUGAAA